UGGCCGAGCUCUGGUGCCGAGGCGCCCAAAGGCCGAAGUGGAAGUGGGGCGGCGACCCCGGGGGGCGACGGAGCGGGGUCGCUGGGCGCCAGGCGCCAACAAGGGACGCGGGGUUCAAGAAGGGCGCGUGCGCGGCGAUAGGCCCCGGGGGAGGAGGCAGGGCAAGGCCAGGCGAGGGGGCGGGUGGUCCGGGCGUCCAGCCUGGAAGAUGCACAAGAGGAAGGGACCCCCGGCACCCCCGGGCCGAGGCGCCGCCGCCGCCCGCCAGCUGGGCCUGCUGGUUGACCUCUCCCCUGAUGGCCUGCUGGUCCCCGAGGACGGAGUUAAUGACGAGGAGCUGGAGGCUGAGUUCUUGGCCCUGGUAGGGGGCCAGCCGCAAGCUCUGGAGAAGCUCAAAGGCAGAGGUCCCCUGCCCAUGGAGGCCAUUGAGAAGAUGGCCAGCCUGUGCAUGAGAGACCCGGAUGAGGAGGAGGAGGGCACGGACGAGGAGGACGUGGAGGCUGAUGACGACCUGCUGGCGGAACUGGAUGAGGUCCUCGGGGAGGAGCAGAAGGCUCUGGAGCCACGCCCUCCCGUGGUCCAGCCGAAGACCGUGGCCCCGGGCCCAGGCGUGGAGGCCACCUUGCAGGAGAGGCUGGCCCUCUACCAGACAGCGAUCGAAAGCGCUCGGCAAGCUGGAGACGGUGCCAAGGUGCGGCGCUACGACCGGGGCCUGAAGACUCUGGAGAGCCUGCUGGCCUCUGUCCGCAAGGGCAACGCCGUCGACGAAGCGGACAUCCCGCCGCCCGUGGCCGUGGGGAGGGGCCCAGCCGCCAUGCCCAGCCAUACCCCUGCUCCCGCCCCACCGGGCCCUCCCGCCCCACCAGCCCCGGAGCCCAGGGUGUUCGUGGAAGGUCCUCCGCUCACUGCCCCCACGUCAUCUCUGGGCUUGGCUAAGCCCCAGUCGCCCUCAGGUUCCUGCAGCCCUGGCCCCCUGGCCCCGCUGCAGAGCCGCCAGCGCGAGUACAAGCUGGCGGCCCUCCACGCCAAACAGCAGGGAGAUAACGCAGCUGCCACCAGGCUCUUCCGCGUGGCCAAGAGCUUUGACGCCAUCCUGGAGGCGCUGAGCCGGGGGGAGCCUGUGGACCUGUCCCACCUACCCCCUCCACCUGACCAGCUGCCCCCAGACCCACCGUCCCUGCCACCGCAGCCUCCAGCUCCCGCCAUGGUGCCCUCCACACCAGAGGGUCCCGCAGCCCCGCGGACUCUCCUGGAGGCGCUGGAGCAGCGGAUGGAACGGUACCGUGCGGCCGCAGCGCAGGCCAAGGCCAAAGGCGACGAGCGGAAGGCUCGCAUGCACGAGCGCAUCGUCAAGCAAUACCAAGAUGCCAUCCGAGCCCACAAAGCUGGCCGGGCUGUGGAUGUGGCCGAGCUCCCCGUGCCCCCAGGCUUUCCCCCCAUCCAGGGCCUGGAGGCCACUGAGCCCACCCAGCAGAGCCUGGUGGGGGUCCUGGAGACUGCCAUGAAGCUGGCCAACCAGGACGAAGGCCCGGAGGAUGAAGAGGAUGAGGUGCCUAAGAAGCAGCCCAACAGCCCUCCGGCCCCCACGGCCCAGCCCAAGGCCCCCGCUCCAAGGGCACCCCAGUCAGGAUCCACCUCAGCAGGCAAAGCAGCCCCCAAGGGCACAUCCACCAGAGCCCAGCAGCAGCUGGCCUUCCUGGAGGGCCGCAAGAAGCAGCUGCUGCAGGCCGCACUGCGGGCCAAGCAGAAGAACGAUGUGGAGGGCGCCAAGAUGCACCUGCGCCAGGCCAAGGGGCUGGAGCCCAUGCUGGAGGCCUCGCGCAAUGGGCUGCCUGUGGAUAUCGCCAAGGUGCCGCCGGCCCCCGUCAACAAGGAUGACUUCGCCCUGGUCCAGCGGCCGGGCCCGGGUCUGUCCCAGGAGUGCAUCCGGCGCUACGGGGAACUCACCAGGCUCAUUCGGCAGCAGCACGAGAUGUGCCUGAACCACUCGAACCAGUUCACCCACCUGGGCAACAUCGCUGAAACCAGCAAAUUUGAGAAGCUGGCGGAAGACUGUAAGCGGAGCAUGGAGACUCUGAAGCAGGCCUUCGCCCGGGGGCUCCCCACACCCCCUGCCCGCUUCGAGCAGAGAACCUUCAGUGUCAUCAAGCUCUUCCCUGACCUCAGCAGCAACGACAUGCUUCUGUUCAUCGUCAAGGGCAUUGGCUUGCCCACGCCCCCAGGGCUGUCCCCUGGUGACCUGGAUGUCUUCGUUCGGUUCGACUUCCCCUAUCCCAACGUGGAGGAAGCUCAGAAAGACAAGACCAGUGUGAUCAAGAACACGGACUCCCCCGAGUUCAAGGAGCAGUUCAAGCUCUGCAUCCACCGAGGCCACCGUGGCUUCCGCAGGGCCAUCCAGACCAAGGGCAUCAAGUUCGAAGUGGUCCACAAGGGGGGGCUGUUCAAGACCGACCGGGUCCUGGGCACAGCCCAGCUGAAGCUGGAGGCCCUGGAGACAGCGUGUGAGGUCCGGGAGCUCCUGGAGGUCCUGGACGGUCGCCGGCCCACAGGGGGCCGGCUGGAGGUGAUGGUCCGGAUUCGGGAGCCACUGACGGCCCAGCAGUUGGAGACCACAACCGAGAGGUGGCUGGUCAUUGACCCCGUGCCGGCAGCUAUGCCCCCCCAGGUUGCUGGGUCCAAAGGGAAGGCUCCCCCCGGACCUGCCCCCACGAGGGAGCCAGGGAACAGAUCAGCCCGGCCCCUGCAUAGCCUCAGUGUACUGGCCUUCGACCAAGAGCGGCUGGAGCGGAAGAUCCUGGCCCUCAGGCAGGCACGGCGGCCAGUGCCCCCGGAGGUGGCCCAGCAGUACCAGGACAUCAUGCAACGCAGCCAGUGGCAGAGGACGCAGCUGGAGCAGGGGGGCCCGGGCAUGCGGCGAGAGUAUGUGGCCCAGCUGGAGCGGCAGCUGCAGUUUUACACGGAGGCCGCCCGGCGCCUGGGCAGCGACGGCAGCCGAGAGGCUGCAAAGGAGGCACUGUACCGACGGAACCUGGUAGAGGGCGAGCUGCAGCGGCUCCGCAGGUGAGGGGCUGACGGGGUGGGCAGCCCAGGCCCUGGCACCAGAGGAGCUGACGCGGCCGCAGACCAGACUAGCAGACAAUCAGCGGACGGUCGGCUCCAAGUGGACACAUUCCCCGUGGGGCCCACCCAGCCAGAGCUGCCCUGUCGGGGGCGUCGGGUCGGUGCCCACCAGCCAGCCCAUGCCCCUCGCCCAGGCCUGGCUGGUCAGGCCCCGGAGAGUCCCGUUUGCACAGCCUGGGGGCGUCUGGCUCCUGGCCUCCAUGGAGGUGGGGGAGGCUCGGACCAACCCUGAGGCCCCCGCAAGCACUUUACGUCCUGUCACUCCCAGCCUCAGCCCUGGAGCCCACCCACACCCCAAAGAAGCCACUGAGGCCAGCCAGAGCCUGCCAGCUCCCAGGGGUGCCCUGGCCCAGCUGGCCCAGGGCUGACAGGGGGAAUAAACACCCAGGGCCACACCCA
This is a messenger RNA of Equus caballus (horse), 3519 nucleotides long. It is a transcript of the gene CC2D1A, whose product is annotated as coiled-coil and C2 domain containing 1A. Lineage: Eukaryota; Metazoa; Chordata; Mammalia; Perissodactyla; Equidae. The record is from RefSeq and is a predicted model, not a curated record. Gene Ontology annotation, biological process: regulation of transcription by RNA polymerase II. Gene Ontology annotation, cellular component: nucleus. Gene Ontology annotation, molecular function: RNA polymerase II cis-regulatory region sequence-specific DNA binding; DNA-binding transcription repressor activity, RNA polymerase II-specific.